Molecule: messenger RNA, 2203 nt
Organism: Tachyglossus aculeatus (Australian echidna)
Lineage: Eukaryota; Metazoa; Chordata; Mammalia; Monotremata; Tachyglossidae
Gene: FGD2
Product: FYVE, RhoGEF and PH domain containing 2
Exons: 16
Coding region: 76-2148 (690 amino acids)
Biological process (GO): cytoskeleton organization; filopodium assembly
Cellular component (GO): cytoplasm
Molecular function (GO): guanyl-nucleotide exchange factor activity; metal ion binding
Source: RefSeq, a predicted model, not a curated record
CUCAGGCUGGGAGUCCCCCUCUUCCCUGGUAGCCGGGCGCAGGGAAGGGGGAAGCCCUGAACCAUCACCCCCAGGAUGGAAGAGGAAGAGGAGGGAAAUGCCUGGAGAAGUGUGGUCAACCUGGUAGCUGUGUUUGAAGAUGGCAGAGCCACCCAAGGGGACCGACACCAGGGGCUGGGCGAGACCAACAAGAGGAGGCCGGUCCCCGUGGCGGCUCCGUCCGCCCGCUCUGCAGGACCCCAGAAGCCCCCCGGUGCCCGGGGGCAGCCGCUCGGACCCUCGCCGCCCUCCAAAUGCCAGCCGGGCCCCGGGCUGCUGUCGUCCCUGGAGCCGGGGCCCGGCCAGGAGGCUCAGCCCGCUCCGGCUCGCCGGGCCGCAAGCAUGCGCUACCUGAGCUCCUUCAAGAGCAACAUCUCGGGCAGCGACUGGCGGACCACCCAGAAGCCUGGCAAGGCAGAUGGCAAGAAGCAGGAACCAGAAGAGAAGAAGAUCGCCCGGGAGCUGCUGGAGACGGAGCAGGCUUACGUGUCCCGCCUGCAUCUGCUGGACCAGGUGUUCUUCGCAGAGUUGCUCAAGGAAGCCAGGAGCAGCAAGGCCUUCCCAGAGGAAGUGGUCAGACUCAUCUUCUCCAACAUCUCCUCCAUCCACCAGUUUCACUCCCAGUUCUUCCUCCCGGAGCUGCAGAGGCGCAUGGAAAACUGGGACUCCAACCCCCGGAUCGGAGACGUCAUCCAGAAACUGGGGCCCUUCCUGAAGAUGUACAGCGAGUUCGUGAAGAACUUCGACCGGGCCCUGGAGCUGCUGGCCGAGUGGACGGAGAAGUGCCCGCCGUUCCAAGAGCUCAUCGCCAACAUCCAGCAGAGCGAGGCGUCGUCGCAGCUGAGCCUGCAGCAUCACAUGCUGGAGCCGGUGCAGCGGGUCCCGCGCUACGAGCUGCUGCUCAAGGACUACAUCCGAAACCUGGACGCCCACUCGCCCGACCGGGCCCACGCUCAGAAAGCCCUGGAUGUCAUCUUCUCGGCCGCGCAGCACUCCAACGAGGCCAUCGCCGAGAUGGAGCGCCUCCAGAACCUUUGGGAAGUGUACCAGCGGCUGGGGCUGGAGAACGACAUCGUGGAUCCUUCCAACGAGCUGCUCAGAGAGGGCCCCAUCCAGAAGAUCUCCUUCCGCCACAGCCACACUGCCGAGCGCUACCUGUUUCUGUUCAACAACAUGCUACUGUACUGCGUGCCCAAAAUGAUCCAGGUGGGCGCAGAGUUCCAGGUGAGGACACGGAUCGACGUGGAGGGGAUGAAGGUCCGAGAGCUGAAUGAUGUGGAGUUCCCCAAUUCCUUCCUCGUCUCGGGGAAACAGCGAACCCUGGAAUUACAAGCUCGGUCUCCGGAGGAAAUGAAUUCCUGGAUCCAGACCUGCCUCAUAGCCAUCAGCCAGUGCGAGAAGAGGAAUAAAACCUUCAAGGCUGCGGUCCAGGGACCUGAGGGGGACCUUCAGGCGCCCCAGCUCAAGUGCGAGGAACUGGGUCUGCGGGCCCCACAGUGGGUGCGAGACAAGAUGGUGACCAUGUGCAUGCGCUGCCGGGAGCCCUUCAACGCCCUCACCCGCCGGCGGCACCACUGUCGGGCCUGUGGUUACGUGGUCUGUGCCAGAUGCUCGGACUUCCGUGCUGAGCUGAAAUACGACGAGAACCGGCCCAAUCGCGUCUGCCUGGAAUGCUACGUCUUCCUGACUGGAAAUCUGCUCCCCGAGGAAAAGGAGGAGAGACGGAAGGGGAUCCUGGAGAAAGAGUCAGCGAAGGCGUCGGGGCAGAGCUUGAUCUGCAGCUUCCUGCAGCUGCUGGGAGACAAGGGUGGGAAGGGCGGCCUGCGGGGCUGGUUCGUGAUCCCCCGGGAUGACCCGCUGGUCCUGUACAUCUACGCCGCCCCACAGGACGUGAAAGCCCACACCUCCAUCCCCCUGCUUGGAUACCAGGUGAAAGACGGACCCCCCACGGACCCCCGAGCCUUCCGGCUGCUUCAGUCAGGCCAGGCCUACACCUUCAGGGCCGAGUCCGAGGAGCUGAAGCGACGUUGGAUGAGCGCCAUGGCGCAAGCGGCUAGCGGCGAGGGCCCCUCGGAGGCGGAUGGGGAUUCCUCGGAUGAGCUGGAGUGAACGGGCGUCUGCGGGACCCCUCCCUCUCCCCAUCAUCAUCCAUCGUCAAUCGUAU